This is a messenger RNA of Erinaceus europaeus (western European hedgehog), 2200 nucleotides long. RefSeq names its product dynein regulatory complex subunit 3 (gene DRC3). Lineage: Eukaryota; Metazoa; Chordata; Mammalia; Eulipotyphla; Erinaceidae. The coding region runs from base 455 to 2020 and encodes 521 amino acids. Gene Ontology annotation, molecular function: protein binding. The transcript is spliced from 13 exons. The record is from RefSeq and is a predicted model, not a curated record.
UUGGAGGAAUGUUUGUUUUUUCUAAGGCUGGUUGGUGUUAGGAGUGUGGCCCCGCCCAUAAGAAUCGUCACAUGACCCAUCAACUUUCACCCAGGACGUCUAACACUGACAUUCCCUUAGCAACUGGGAGGGCGGCGGCGCGUGGUUUCUGUAGCAACAGUCCUCAGUGUCUGUUACGAGAAGUCAGAAAGGCCUGGCAGGGACAGACAGCAUCCCGACUUCACUUGAAUUUUCUCCCUGAGGACCCAGCUCGACUCUUCUCACCUGUAAAGCGAACACGUAGACCGUCUGUACACUUUACAACUGUACCCACACAGUGCGGACUCGGCCUGGGCUCCGUUGCAGGUUUUCGGAUGAUUAAGACAUACCCAAGGAGCAGGAUUUAAACAGAUUUUUACGGGAUCCCACCCCCUUCCACCUUCCUGGUCUGAUCCUUUUCGUUGAAAGAAAGACAAUGAGCCGGCAGUGCAACUGGAUGGAGCCACGGGUGAUGGAUGACAACAUGUUGAAGCAGGCCGUGGGCGAGCAGGGCCCACGUGAGGAGGCUGGACAGCUGGCCAAGCAGGAGGGCAUCCUCUUCAAAGAUGUCCUCUCCCUGCGAUUAGACUUUCAGAACAUCCUCUGUAUUGACAACUUGUGGCAGUUUGAGAGCUUAAGGAAGCUGCAGCUGGAUAAUAACUUCAUUGAGAAGAUCCAAGGCCUGGAGAACCUCGUGAACCUUGUCUGGCUGGAUCUGUCCUUCAACAACAUUGAGGCCAUUGAGGGGCUGGACACACUGGUGAACCUGGAGGACCUGAGCUUGUUCAACAACCGCAUCAUCAAAAUCGAUUCUCUAGAUGCUCUCACCAAGCUUCAGGUGCUGUCAUUGGGCAACAAUCAGAUCGACAACAUAAUGAACCUCAUCUACCUUCGGCGGUUCAAGAACCUGCGCACACUUAGCCUGUCUGGAAACCCCAUUACGCAGAUGGAGGACUACAAGCUGUUCACCUGUGCCUACCUGCCAGACCUCGUGUACCUGGACUUCCGACGCAUCGAUGAUCACACGAAAGAACUGGCAGAGGUCAAGCACCAGUACAGCAUCGAUGAGCUGAAGCACCGAGAGAACCUGAUGCAGGCACAGCUAGAAAAUGAGCAGGUCCAGCGGGAAGAGCUGGAGCAGCACAAGGCCGCAUUUGUUGAGCACAUGAAUGGCUCCUUCCUGUUUGACAGCAUGUAUGAGGAGGAUGCAGAGGGCAGCAAGUUGGCAUAUCUGCCUGGUGUCAAUGAGCUCCUGGAGGCCUACAAGGACAAGUUUGUCAUCAUCUGCCUGAACAUCUUUGAGUACGGCCUAAAACAGCAGGAGAAGAGGAAACUAGAGCUCGACACUUUCAAUGAGUGCAUCUCUGAGGCCAUUCAGGAGAACCAGGAGGAGGGCAAACUCCGGAUUGCCAGAUUCGAGGAGAAGCACUUACUGAAUCUGAGCACCAUCCACAAUGACUCUGAAACCACCGAUUCGAAGGUCAUGGAGUACAGUGAGGACAUCUCAGAGCUGUUCAAUGUGCUCAUGACGCUGGAGAUGCAGCUGGUAGAGCAGCUGGAGGAGACAAUAAACAUGUUUGAGAGGAACAUUGUCGACUUGGUGGGUCUCUUCAUCGAGAAUGUCCAAAGCCUGAUGGCCCAAUGCCGGGAUCUGGAAAAUCACCACCAUGAGAAGCUUCUGGAAAUCUCCAUCAACACACUGGAAAAGAUUGUCAAGGGUGACCUGGAUGACGAGCUCCCAGAUGACGUGCGCUCGCUCUUUGUUGACAAAGACACAAUUGUCAAUGCAGUCGGGGCAUCACAUGACAUCCACCUCUUGAAGAUUGACAACCGAGAAGACGAGCUGGUGACCAGAAUCAAUUCCUGGUGCUCACACCUAGUGGACAAGAUUCACAAGGAUGAGAUCAUGAGGAACCGCAAGCGUGUGAAGGAGAUCAACCAGUACAUCGACCAUAUGCAGAAUGAACUGGACAACCUGGAAUGCGGGGACAUCAUAGACUAGGGUGUCUGCUAGGCCAUGUCACAAAUGGGAGGGGCAGUGCAGGCACACUCUUAACUGACUGCCUUGGAAAAGACUGGUGCUGGCGGUUCUCAGCUCAUAGCCCCCACACUCAGUUCCAUCCCCUCCAAAACCAGGGAAAACUCUAAAGGCAGAGAAAAAUAAAAGGAUUAUAUCAGUAUU